AUGGCGAUGGCAGCUUCUGCCCGGUUACCACCUGAAGUAAAUCGUGUAUUAUUUGUCAGAAAUCUUCCAUUUAAUAUUACUUCAGAAGAAAUGUAUGAUAUUUUUGGAAAAUAUGGAGCCAUAAGACAAAUUCGAUUAGGUUGUGAAAAAGAUACACGCGGUACAGCAUUUGUUGUAUAUGAAGAUAUAUUUGAUGCCAAAGCUGCAUGUGAUCAUCUUAAUGGAUUUAAUGUUAUGGGGAGAUACCUGAUAGUACUAUACUAUCAACCUAACAAAGUUACUAAAAAGAUGAAUUUACAGAAAAAGGAAGAAGAGUUGAAAGAAUUAAAAAGGUAA
Messenger RNA from Entrophospora sp. SA101, 336 nucleotides. The record is from the annotation of a GenBank genome assembly. NCBI's taxonomy places the organism in Eukaryota, Fungi, Glomeromycota, Glomeromycetes, Entrophosporales, Entrophosporaceae.